UCUCACACUGUUUCCAAUUACCGACAACCUCAUCUUGCUGUUCAUUUGAUACGCAUCAAAAUGGCAGCCAAGCACGGACGAGAUGAUUUUGUUUGUUUGUUUGUUCACCUUCAGCGUCCGAGGCCGGAUUCGCGAAGCGGCCCGGCCAAGCGCCUCCAGCCAUGGUCCUUGCCUGCGGCUAGUCGCAUUUCCUUCGUCCCAGCAGUCGCCCUUCCCCAGGGCUCACCAUAGAGUUGAGGCAACGGCGAGAUGAUCACGCAAGGAAAGCGCAGGGCUGCACCGGUACUGCAAGGAGUUUAGGUUAUAUCUAGGUCCACAAUGUCUGAAGGGCAGCGUCGGUUCCCGGAUCUAGUAGCCCAAUUCAUCUAUAUCUUGAUAUAACCGCUCAUGCAGUCUUAGUACAUCAAUACCUACAGAUUCCAUGGAGGUCUUUGACCCCCGAGGAGAUCUCGAGCUGGUUAUCGGGCCAGAAAAGACCGUCUUUCAGGUCUGCUCCCGCGCGCUCGCCCGCUCGUCGCCGGUAUGGGAUGUGAUGCUCUACGGCUCCUUUGCCGAGGAGGACUCGGUAGAGGGUCUUCGUCUUGCCCUCCACGCGGCUCACGGCAAUCUGACCGAAAUACCCCCCGUCCUCCCCCAGGCCACCCUCUACGCCGCCGUCACCGUGGCCGACAAGUACGACAUGGUCGAAUGCCUGACCCCCUGGUGGCGCGGCUGGAUCGAUGCACUCCCGGACCCGCGUCCUGAUCCCCACGUCCUCGUCCAACGGCUCCUGAUCUUCUGCCUCCUCGGAGAUGAAUGCCGCUAUCGGAUGACUCUCAAAAUACUUCUCUCCUGCUCGAGGAGGGAUCCAAAAUCUGGAAGCAUUUGGUCGGACCGCCAGGAAUACGACCUGCGGCAGGACAGCGACUUGGACUAUCUAGAGAUAUCCCCGCACUUGGAAUCUGCACGACAUACAUUGUUCUCUGCGGUGGGCAAGCAUAUGCGGCACGCGAUGGAGCGACUUAUAAAUCAUGAGGCCAGUUGCUGCAAAAGCAAACGCAAUAAGAAGUGGAAGCGCACUUGUGACUGCGCCAUGCUCGGCGCUGUGCUCCGCAUGGCAACGGCCAUGGAAGUCGAGGCUUGGUUCGAGCGGGGGCGAGACGACGACUUCAGCGUUCACACCUCGGACUCCUUGUUCAGCCUGAUCGUCCAGCUGGAGAAUAUGCGCCAUUCUGUCAUCGACGAGUCCGGAAUGUCCGGGAAACAAAACGGUGCCCACCGAACCUGCACCCCAUGGCCACCCUUCGAAAUCAUCGACAUCUGGGCAGAGCACCCGGUGGAGGACCUCUUUCCCAUCAACCCAUCACAGUUCUUGACUCGCUGUGAUCGGCUAGCUAUUGGCGGUACUGAUGGCCCUAGAUAA
This is a messenger RNA of Chaetomium strumarium, 1402 nucleotides long. RefSeq lists its product as uncharacterized. The transcript is spliced from 4 exons. The record is from RefSeq and is a predicted model, not a curated record. The coding region runs from base 422 to 1402 and encodes 326 amino acids. Lineage: Eukaryota; Fungi; Ascomycota; Sordariomycetes; Sordariales; Chaetomiaceae.